Molecule: messenger RNA, 1525 nt
Organism: Phoenix dactylifera (date palm)
Lineage: Eukaryota; Viridiplantae; Streptophyta; Magnoliopsida; Arecales; Arecaceae
Product: vesicle-associated protein 4-1-like
Biological process (GO): endoplasmic reticulum membrane organization
Cellular component (GO): endoplasmic reticulum membrane; plasma membrane
Source: RefSeq, a predicted model, not a curated record
GUUUCUUAAAUGUAGUUAAAUUCUUCUUAUAAAGUCCGAGCGGUUAGCCACUCACCGCCGGUCCCCCCAUCCCCUUCUCUAAAAGUCGCCACCGCGAGAGAUCGGCGUUAACGGCGGAGGAUCAAUUCUUUAACAAAACCAUAGGUGGCGCGACGCAAGCCGUGGUCUGGUACUCCGCCGGAGAGGGAGCCGCUGCUCUAUGGACUGAGAGGGAGUAGUCGGGUCACCGCUUUGGGAGGGGGGCGACGAGAUGGCAGUAGCUAACGGGAAGGCGGGGGGAACGGCGGAGGGGAAGGGGUGGGGUCUAUGCCGGCUUCCCUUCUGGGGCGGCGGCGGCGGAGGCGGCGGAGGGGGGUCGUCGUCGACGAACUCGUCGGCGUCGCUGACGCAGCACAGCCACCGGAGCUCGAGCCGGAGCCAGGUGGGGCAGGCCGAGGCGGUGGGAACGGACACCGGCCGCCGCCACUCCGGCGGGAGCACGGUGAAGUUGAUGGCGCGGUCGCUGCUGCCCCUACGGCGCCGCCUCCGGCUCGAUCCGCCCACCAAGCUCUACUUCCCAUAUGAACCGGGUAAACAGGCUAGAAGUGCAGUCAGGAUAAAGAAUACCAGCAAAUCUCAUGUAGCAUUUAAGUUUCAAACAACUGCACCAAAGAGCUGUUUCAUGCGUCCUCCUGGUGGUAUACUUUCUCCUGGGGAGAGUAUCAUAGCAACUGUUUUCAAGUUUGUGGAGCAUCCAGAAAACAAUGAAAAGCCAAUGGAUCAAAAGAGCAAGGUUAAGUUUAAGAUUGUGAGUUUGAAGGUGAAAGGACCUAUGGAAUAUGUGCCAGAACUGUUUGACGAACAGAAAGAUGAGGUUGCAGUGGAGCAAAUUCUUCAGGUUGUAUUCUUGGAUGCAGAACGCCCCAGCCCUCAAAUCGAAAAACUGAAGCGUCAGCUUGCUGAGGCUGAGGCAGCACUUGAGGCUCUCAAGAAACCCCCAGAAGAUGCAGGUCCUAAGAUUAUCGGUGAAGGGCUUGUCAUAGAUGAAUGGAAAGAACGAAGGGAAAAGUACCUCGCUCGGCAGCAGGUUCAGGGGGUUGAUUCAGUGUAAAGUGCAACUUUGUAAUCCUUUGUUCUGCUUGAAUCAAAUGAUAUAGUCGUGCACUGUGGAAGAAGAAUCGAUCGUCAUCCUUCAUCCCUUCAUUUUCAGGCUUGUCUGGGUGACAGUUUAGAGGUUCAAUUGGUGACAAUAACAGGCUUAAAUGUCAUGAACAUUUUAGAUUUGUUGUGCUUAGGCUUAUGUCCUAUUUGUAGAUCAUAGGCUUUUACUCCUGUGGAAGGAACAGAACCGUGCACCCUUUCUCUUUUCGUUAUUUAAGAUGUAAAUUUGAUAUUAUGUUCAUUGUUCAACUUGGUUUCGGUGAUAGGAAUAUCUGUGUUGGAGGCUUUGUAAUGAUUGAGGGUGCUUGUAGUAGUUUUUCUCAUCAGGUGUAAGCCAUUAUCUUGACAGAUUGUUUUGGGGGGCACAAGACUCAGUUUUUUUUUG